Molecule: messenger RNA, 4722 nt
Organism: Mercenaria mercenaria
Lineage: Eukaryota; Metazoa; Mollusca; Bivalvia; Venerida; Veneridae
Product: rho GDP-dissociation inhibitor 1-like
Exons: 5
Coding region: 150-752 (200 amino acids)
Biological process (GO): Rho protein signal transduction
Cellular component (GO): cytosol; cytoplasm; membrane
Molecular function (GO): Rho GDP-dissociation inhibitor activity; protein binding
Source: RefSeq, a predicted model, not a curated record
AAAAAUAUUAGUGUCUUUCAUGUGAGUUUACACUUUUUUGUAAUGUCGCUCCAUAAAUAUUCAUACGCCGGAAGUAGGAAACAGCUCACCGCCAUUUUUAGGUAAAUUAGAUACAAAAAAUCCUAGAUUUAAUCAGGAAGUGAGUCAUCAUGGCCGAAUGCGAGGAACAAGUUGAGCAAGUUGAGCAGACAGAGGAUGAAGAAGAUGCUGCAAAAUUAGCGUACAAACCCCCUGCAGAGAAAUCGAUAGAUGAAAUAUUGAAUACAGAUAAAGAAGAUGAAAGUCUAAAAAAAUACAAGGAACAGUUAUUAGGAACAGAUCAAAAGAUUUUCUGGGAAGAUGAUAAAAGGUGUGUUAUUUUAAGAAAAAUGUCAAUUUUAGUGGAUGGACGGAAAGAUGAAGAAAUAAACCUAGAAGAUAGCAGCCAACUAAAGAACAUGAAGUUUGUUGUGAAGGAAGGAGCAAAGUACAGGAUCAUGAUCACUUUUAAUGUUCAGAGAGAAAUUGUUGCAGGCUUGAAACUUAUUAAUAAAAUCUCCAAAGGACCUUUCAAUGACAAAGAAGAGUACAUGGUAGGUAGCUAUGGGCCAAAAAAAGAGGUAUAUGAGUUCAAAUCUCCAGAAGAAGAAUUUCCGUCUGGCAUGUUGAAGCGUGGCGAUUACAAAGUGAAAAGUUCAUUUACAGAUGAUGAUAAAAAUGAUUUACUGUCGUGGGAGUGGCAAUUUUCAAUAAAGAAGGACUGGAAAGAUUAAUGCUGGGAUCAUUUUAAUAUGUAACUGAGCGACUACAGAAGUACAAGGAGCAAUACCACUGAACUGCUGAGCAAGAAUUUAAACAUGUCACAAAUUAAUAAGUUGUAACUUUUUACAAUUUUUUCUGGUCUUAAAGGUCCAUUACUAAGGGAAAGUGAGUUGGCAAUUUUUUUCAUAGCCAGUGCAUAGACUUCUGCAAGACACUAAAUAAUGAAGAUUGGCAGGUCAAAAUUUACAGAAGGUUUUUGGAACUCAAAGAAAUGUAUGUGUUUUAUGUUGAAAUUUCAAUGAAUCGACAGAAUGACCCCCCAGGUCUUUUUAACUUUCUUCAUACUUCAUAGAAAAAUAAUUGUACAUAUACUGCGAUUUAUUUCGAAUUUCUACAUACCAACUUUCAUUUUCCAAUAAAAUGAAAUAGUUUCUGUGCUUUUUAAAAGAAAUUAAAAUGUUCACUUUCCUUAGUAUUGGACCUUUAAAGAUGCAUUUUCUAUUCUGUAAUCUAAUUGCUACAAUUAACUUCAUACUUCACAAGAAUUCUAGUUUUUGUGUCAGGUGUGCUCAAUAAAAGCAUACUGUAGAUACCCAUUUAUAAGGCACAGUUUUUUUGACACCCAGGACCACCCCUACCACCCCUGAAUUGUAGAUGCAUAUUAUAUAGAGGUUUAGAGGAUUUUCCAACUUUAAAACAAGUUGUUGUUUUUUUAUGAUUUGCACCAUUCCAGUAAAGGGAAACUACUCUCCAUUUUGAAGACUGUCUAGGCUAAAAACUAAUAGUGCUGUUACGUUCCAUAAUACAUUAGAUUGAUUGCUCUUUUAAACAAAAUUUUAUGUAAAUUUGUAAGUAUUUUAAAGAAAUAAUAGAAAGCAUAAAUACUAUGACACUAAUUAAAGAUCAAGUAUUAUUUUUAACCGAGAUCAAACUAGAAACAACAAAACUAAAACAAGGUGUCCGGCUAAUUGUAGAGAAUUAUCAGCCGUCUGAUCUUGAAUAGACGGUUACACUUUUUUUUAUUGGUUUGAAGUGAAAAGCUCAAGUCAUUUUGCAAGGAGAUGCAAAUCCGAUAUAUUGCUAAAAAAAUGAUUUCUGUUUAUUCAUAAAUUCUUUUUCGUUAAAGAAAUUCGUUCAGUUAAAUGAGAUGUGUUGCGCAUGUGCGGAGGCAGUGUUGCUUUAAUGGCGGAUCAGUAUCAACGUUGUUGAACUGCAAUACGAAUUUCUGAUUGUAGAUCAAAAUUAAAUAAAUUUUAAUCGCUACUCUGUACAGCAAUUGUUGUAAUAGUUAAUUCAAACAAAAUUUGACGUUAUAUCUUGAGGAUUUUGAGUUUAUUCAAGGAAUAAACGUGAUUAUUCGAGUGGGCAUUUCUGUUUAUUCAUAAGUUAUCUAAGAUUGAAAUAAAAGAAACAACAAAGAAAUUGAGAUUUUAUUGGUUUUAUUUUCAAGAUAGCAAAAAUUGAUGGUAUAGUGAGACCAAUAAGGCUCUACAUCACUGAGGUAAAAGUAUAGCAGGUAUUGAUGUAAACUUCUACUUAAAUUUUCAAUCUACCUCAAAAUUGUCCAAAAAAAAAAAGUGUUUUCCAGGAUGUUUGGCUAAAAUCGAAAUUGUAUGGGUAGACAUUAUAUGGGUAUAGAUAUGGGUAUCUAUGGUAAUGUUUGAAAUUUUUGUACUUGUGCUAAAAAAGGACUAGUGUAUUUCUUCAAGUUAAGCAAAAUAAUAAACAUCAUGCUCUAGCCUUGUAUUGCAUUUGUAACAUGAAACUGAUGUCUCAGUAUUUAAGCAAUUGUUUUAGACAUUUUAAACUAACAAGUCCUUUAUGAUGCUAAUUAAUUGUAUUGCUAAGUGUAUUAUAAUACUAGCAUUCCAGUUGCUCAUCUGACAAUUCCCAUCAAAUUGUCUGUAAUUCCCAACUGUUUGUUGUCUAAUGCUAGGUUGCCCCUGAUACUUUUGUACAUAGACAUAAUUUUAGUUGAAGCCAGUGAACUAAGGUAAAAACGAUUUUUCAAAAUUUUGAGCUGAAAAUAUCUUCUAAUGGUUGAGAUAGUAACUAUAAAUGAUGGACUAAAUGUCUGAGCCUUAUUGAACGCUCAAAACAAUUAGAAAAUUUUGUCACUUUGGCCCAAUUUUGUUGCAGUUUAUCACAGGACUCGUGUACUGCCUUCUUGUUGAAAUUUUUGAUACAUGCAUCAUUUAAAUCUGAAUUACCAACUUUUAUGUACUUAGUUUUGGCAGACUGUACAAUGGUUUUGUUGAAGACUUAAACUAUAUGAAGUCAGUGAUCUGCUAUUUUUGUGAAGGGCUAAUGCAUUUUUUGUCUGUGGCUGCUAGCUGUCUUUAUUUUGUAAUUGUUUACAUAUUUUUGUUGAUCAAAGUUUUCAGGUAUUUCAACAGUGUUGCAAGGUAUGUGAUCAAAAUUCAGGUACCAAGACAAGUUGAUGAAUUUUUUUUUGCAAAAGAGGAAAGGUCGUCCUGAAUGGUAACAGAUAGUGCUUUAGAUGUGUAAUGGUGCAUAAUUUGUGCAAUGUAUUCAGCAUUUGAAUGUUGUUGGUUUAAAUAUGUAAACAGUAAUAUAAAGCCACAAAUCAAGUUGCAUUAUUUUUGUGAAAGUAAUUUUUGAAGUAUUAAGUAACAGCGAUAUGUUUAAAUCUGAUGUUACCAGCGCUGUAUGUCCCAAGAUAAGCACCCACAGGGCUUUAAAUUUUCAGUGGAAAAUUCUCAUUUGGGAACAACUACAUAGUUUAUAUAAAUACAUGGAAAAAGAUAUAUGUUUAAAACAACUAUUUGCUAUGACACUUUCUGACCUGUUUGGACUUCUGUUUUAAUUAAUGCUUUGAAUUAAUUGUGUGAACCCAGCUAUUCUGUGUAAAAAAAAGUAACCCUGCGGGUGGAGUGAGGGUGCAUUUAUUUAGGAUUAUGCAGUGUAACAGUUUUUUCAGGUGUAAAUGGGAUAGAAUAUGCUGUUUUGUAUUACUUAUAGAUUGUUUUGUAAGAAAACAACAACAUUGUCUUGUCUUUUUGAACUGUCUGUAUUUAUUCCUUAUUGUGCCUGUACAUCGUUUUCAUAUAAAUAAUCAGCGUGCCAUUUUGUUGGGACAGUUUUUUGUAGCAUUUUAACACCUUGCAAAUGUAUAGUAUGGCAUUGACGUUCAGCAUAUGAAAAAAAUCUUGAAUACUGCUGGACCAGUUCUUACAAAUAGAGCUUGCCAAAACAUGACGUUGUCAUAAUUGAGAGUGUACCAGGUUUGUUGCUGUGCUAGGUAAAAGUAGUUCCAGAUUUAGACCUUUUAUACCUGUUUAGAAAUAACCUCCCUUUGAUGAAUAACAUGGUUAAGAAAUUGAAAUUUUUUAAUAGUAAUGAAAUGUAGACCUAAUAUUGAUGGUUGAAGUUAUUCCAAAAGAAAGAGCUUGGUAGGAAUAUUAGUAUGCCAUGUAUUAUUUGUGGAUCUCUCAGAUACUUGCAUCAUAUACAUAUAAUUAUGUGAUUCCUGUUGUAUAAAAUUUUCACAAGAUCUGUUUCAAAAAUCAUUACCUUCAGGAACAAUUUUUUAAGGAAUUGAUUUACUGUAUGUUGGAAUAAAUGUUACAUCCCACAUUGAACCGCCUUCUAAGAAUUACAGAUAAAAGGGUGCUUAUUCUAUGCAAGUUAUUUAGUUAUUCAUUAAUUUAUAUGAACAAUAUGUAUGUGAUUUUUUUGGAUGAUUUUCCUUCUUUGUACUAAAUAAAUGAUAAUGCAAUAAUUCUUUAUCUUUCUAUGUAAACGUAUUUGUCUCUUGCCUUUUAUUGUUUUGUAGUUUUUGUACUUGUAAUAAAAAUGAAAAUAAACAUACAACUUUCUAUCUUGAGAAGUGCUGCUAGUGUUUGACCGUCUUGUUAAAGCUUUCUUUAUAUAUGAACAUGUAUAUCAGUGUUUAUGAUGUCAUUUAUUCACUCUGUCAGUAACAUACUAUCAGAUUAAAUAAUAUGUAUGCUCACACAA